GCCCAAGUUAACUAUAAGACUCCAUUUCCCAGCAAGCUCAGCGUUCAACGUGCGCUAUGGAGCCGCGUGUCGCAGACCUGAAGCAGAAGAUUGAGGACACUUUGUGUCCUUUUGGCUUCGAGGUUUACCCUUUCCAGGUGGCGUGGUACAAUGAACUCCUGCCUCCAGCCUUCCACUUGCCCUUCCCAGGACCUACCCUGGCCUUCCUGGUACUAAGCACACCUGCUAUGUUUGACAAAGCCCUCAAGCCCUUCUUGAAGAGCCACCACCUCCAACCACCGAGAGACCCAGUGGAUCAGUGCGUGUCCUACCACCUGAGGAGUGUUAGGGAGAAAUUUCCAGAACUGCAAAUGGAAGUCAUUGCUGACUAUGAGGUCCACCCCAACCGGCGCCCUAAGAUUCUAGCCCAGACCGCAGCCCAUGUGGCAGGUGCUGCUUACUACUACCAACGACAAGAUGUGGAUGCUGACCCAUGGGGGACCCAGCACAUAGCAGGUGUGUGCAUACACCCCCGAUUUGGGGGCUGGUUUGCUAUCCGAGGAGUAAUAUUGCUGCCAGGGAUUGAAGUACCAAAUUUGCCACCCAGAAAGGCCCCUGACUGUGUGCCUACAAGAGCUGGCCGCAUCACUCUGCUUGAAGGCUUCAAUUUCCAUUGGCGUGACUGGACUUACCGGGAUGCUGUGACUCCUGAAGAACGUUACUCAGAAGAGCAGAAGAUCUACUUUUCUACCCCACCUGCCCAACGCUUGGCCCUAUUAGGCUUUGCCCAGCCCUCAGAACACGCUAGCAUUACACCUGAGCAUCCCAGUUCCAUGCUUACCAAGCCCCAGAAUUCCAGCAGAGCAAGAAGCUGGCUUAGCCCCAAUGUCUCACCACCUGUAUCCCCGGGUCCUUGACCUUUUCCCCUGUGAGAUACCAUUUGUGUUAGAUUUAUUUUGGGUAAAAUUUGGGUCUUGAAAAAGCACUUUUGUUUUUUUUGGGUUUUUUUUUUUUUUUUUUUUUUUUUGGUUUUUGGUAUUCAAGACAGGGUUUCUCCCUGUAGUUUUGGUGACUGUCCUGGAAUUCACUCUGUAGACCAGGCUGGCCUCCAACUCACAGAGGUCUGCCUGCCUCUGCUUCCCAAGUGCUGGGAUAAAAGACAUAUGCUGCCACCACCCAGUAAAAAAAAAGCACGUUUUAUUUGAGUAUUAUUUCCUGAUAAUAGCUCUUCAAAGAGAGUCAAGAUUCACUUUACAUUGGUCAAGACAAAUCACAUGCCAAGGCAGACUCAAAAUCAGCAGCUGCCUUCAAAUAGUACUCUAAAUACUAUUUAGAGUUGUGGUUCUCAAUUUUCCUAAUGCAACCCUUUAAUACAGUUAGUUAUGUUGUGGUAACCCCAACCAUAAAAUUAUUUUGUUAUAAUUUUGAUAGUUAUAAAUCAUAAUGUAAAUGUUUUCAGAUGGUCUUAGGCGACCCCUGUAAAAGCGCCCUUCAACUCCCAAAGGGGUCUUGACCCACAGGCUGAGAACCACUGAUUUGGAGGAUCCUAGGGGUAUACACCCUUUAAGUGGUACCUACCACAUAGGGCUAUGCCAAGUUAUUAUUUGAAUAAACUACUUUGAAACUGUC
Peromyscus maniculatus bairdii (prairie deer mouse) is the source of this 1608-nucleotide messenger RNA. It is a transcript of the gene Mmachc, whose product is annotated as metabolism of cobalamin associated C. Gene Ontology annotation, biological process: cobalamin metabolic process. Lineage: Eukaryota; Metazoa; Chordata; Mammalia; Rodentia; Cricetidae. The record is from RefSeq and is a predicted model, not a curated record. Gene Ontology annotation, molecular function: cyanocobalamin reductase (cyanide-eliminating) (NADP+) activity; demethylase activity; FAD binding. Gene Ontology annotation, cellular component: cytoplasm.